This is a messenger RNA of Diaporthe batatas, 3012 nucleotides long. RefSeq lists its product as uncharacterized. Gene Ontology annotation, molecular function: carboxypeptidase activity. The coding region runs from base 263 to 2710 and encodes 815 amino acids. The record is from RefSeq and is a predicted model, not a curated record. The transcript has 3 exons. Lineage: Eukaryota; Fungi; Ascomycota; Sordariomycetes; Diaporthales; Diaporthaceae.
CCGCGAUGUCAACGGCGGAGGCUUGGGGAGCUCUCUGUUAGUGAGCCCACGGCAUUCUCCUUUCAUCCUUAUCUAUACUGCCGCUUCUUCGCAUCAUCCCGUGCCGGAAGUGGGAAGAUACCAACUGCCAUCUACCUACUUAGUGCCUAGGCAGCCAAGCACUGGUGAAGCACCUUCACUUGUGGCUUGUGGCUCUUCAACGCCCGGGCAACUCUUGUACAGACAGCUCUUGUACGACACCAGUCCGUCGUACCCACCCGUGAUGCGGCUGACAGGCAAAGAAGCUACCGCCCGUACCAUGGUCAACCCUGAGAAGAUGCCGCACGAGCACACGCCCCUCCUCUCGACCGUGGCCACUGCUCCUCCGCGCCAUCGCUAUGCUAACCAUGCCGUGCGACGCUUCUGCACCAUCGCCCUGUCCUGCAGCCUCAUAGCCUUGUUCACCACAUUUCUCUUCUCCUUCGGCAUUGAUCGCCACGGCCACCAAUCGGGCUUCUCAUGGCCCUCGCGCAAGGGCAGCCACCUUAGUUACGAGCAUCUCAAAACGAUCCUGCUGGAGACGCCAAGCAGCGAGAAGGCCCAGGAAUGGCAGAAGUACUACACCGAGGGCGCCCAUCUGGCUGGCCAGAAUUAUUCUCAGGCGCUCUGGACCAAGGAGAAGUGGGCAGAAUGGGGUAUCGACUCGUCAAUUGUCACAUAUGACAUCUAUCUGAACCGACCCGUCGACCAUCGCCUCGCAGUCUUGGACAAGUCAGGCUCGAGUGACCCCUCGACAUGGAAGGUAUCAUUCGAGGCGUCACUCGUUGAGGAUGUCCUCGACGAAGACCCCACGACUGGCUUCGACACGAGUAUCCCAACUUUCCACGGCUAUUCUGCCAGUGGGAACGUGACUGGUCAGUUUGUUUAUGUCAAUUAUGGCACCUAUCAAGACUAUGAAGAUCUCGUCAGGGCUGGCGUCGCCUUGGACGGCAAGAUCGCUAUCGCACGAUACGGUGGCAUCUUCCGAGGUCUCAAGGUGAAACGGGCACAGGAGCUGGGUGCCGUUGGUGUCAUCCUCUACUCGGACCCUGGCGACGACGGGGAAGUCACCGAGGAGAAGGGCGUGGAGAAGUACCCCAAGGGCCCCGCGCGUCAACCCAGUAGUGUGCAGCGCGGAAGCACCGAGUUCUUGAGCUUUGCGCCGGGGGACCCGACUACUCCUGGCUACCCUUCCAAGCCUGGCGUUCCUCGAGGACCGACCGAAUCGUAUAUCCCAAGUAUCCCGAGCAUCCCCAUCUCGUACCAGGACGCAUUGCCUAUCCUCAAGGCUCUAAAUGGCCACGGGCCAUCUGUCAAAGACUUCAACAAGUACUGGCAGGCAGACCUCGGUCUUGGAUACAAGGGAGUAAAUUACAGCGUCGGUCCGUCGCCUGAAGACAUUGUUAUCAACCUCUACAACGAGCAGGACUACAUAAUCACACCCAAUUGGGACGUCAUUGGCAUCAUAAACGGAUCCAUCCCCGAUGAAGUCAUAAUAGUUGGCAACCACCGCGAUGCCUGGAUCGUGGGCGGUGCAGGUGACCCAAACAGUGGAUCCGCUGUCAUCAACGAGGUUAUCCGCAGUUUUGGAGAGGCUCUCAAGAAGGGCUGGAAGCCAUUGCGAACCAUCGUGUUUGCCUCGUGGGACGGUGAGGAGUACGGCCUACUAGGAAGUACAGAGUGGGUGGAAGAAUAUCUGCCGUGGCUAUCGCACGCCAACGUCGCCUACCUCAACGUGGAUGUUGGAGUGCGAGGACAAGACUUCCAUGCCUCGGCCGCUCCUCUACUCAACGGCAUCAUCCACGACGUCACGGCUCAAAUCCCCUCACCUAACCAGACAGUCAAGGGCCAGACGGUUUACGACACAUGGGAUAAGAAAAUCAGCACACUGGGCAGCGGAAGCGACUACACGGCCUUCCAAGACUUUGCUGGUAUCCCUAGCAUCGAUUUCGGGUUCGGGGCCGGACGGAAAGACCCGGUCUAUCACUACCACUCCAACUACGACAGUUUUCACUGGAUGACUGAGUUUGGUGACCCAGGCUUUGUCUACCACCGAACAAUGUCGCAGAUCCUCGCGCUCGCCACCGCCAAACUCGCUGAUGAGCCGGUGCUUUCCUUCGAGGCUGCCACCUACGCCACCGCUCUUGACAAGUAUGUCAGCAGGGUCGAAGAAAAGCUUGCUGCCGCAGUCAUUCAGUCGGAGCCAACGGACAAAGACGAGAUUAUUGCAAUGCGCGGGAGCUUUAUUCGACAGGAGGCCGAGGUCACAGGGGAGGUUGAGGGCUUCCGCAGAAGCCUCGUGAAGCUUCACGAGGCCAUCGCAGGCUUGGCGACCGAAGCGAGCAAGUUGGACGCCAAGAAGGCCGAGCUUCAGAAGGAGGUCAGCGAGGAGAUUCCAUGGUGGAAGUGGCCCAAGAAGCUGAGGCUCGGAUACGAGAUCCGCAAGGUCAACACAAAGUACAAGUACCUGGAUCGUGAUUUUAUCUACCCAGAGGGGCUCGAUGGACGCCCCUGGUUCAAACACAUUGUCUUUGCGCCGGGCUUGUGGACUGGCUACGCCGGAGCUGUUUACCCGGGCCUGGUGGAGAGUAUCGACGCGAAGAACUAUACCAAUGCAAUUCGCUGGUCUGGUAUCAUCGAGGACUCUGUCAAGACGGCUACUGCCAAUAUCAAGGUUGGCCAUCAUGGCUAGAUGAGGAGAUGGCAACAAUAAAAAGAAUAUUUACCUGUCUAACAGGUCUGCUUGAUUCAUCGUGGGCAAUAAGGCGUGCUGUGGAGACAGCAGUAUUGGUGCCUUCAUCGCAAAUUCAGAAGAAGCAAUUCUUCGAUCUUCUUCAGUCUCAAGUGUACAAAUUUGAUACUAUACUUGAAAUCACCAAACCGUCUUGCACAAACAUCGGCGUUUAUGCAACGCUGGCGCUGCGCACUUCGCUGCCUGUAACAGGCCACUCAUUAACACGUGCCAUCCGCACACAUCUUUGUACUUGUUGAAGG